Molecule: messenger RNA, 817 nt
Organism: Nothobranchius furzeri (turquoise killifish)
Lineage: Eukaryota; Metazoa; Chordata; Actinopteri; Cyprinodontiformes; Nothobranchiidae
Gene: lyrm9
Product: LYR motif containing 9
Source: RefSeq, a predicted model, not a curated record
UGUUGAAGUGUUUUCUUUUUGACGAAAACCCGUUCUAAAUACAGUAACUGUACGUUUGUUUAAGACACGCCAACACUCCACAGUUCGCUGAUCACGUCGCUAAAUAACUCGACUAAACUAGCUGAAAUAAGUCAUGCAGCCAUCAGGACACUUGAUGUUUUAAUAGUCAUUUUAGAUUUACUUUGACUUGACUUUAUUGUCACGUAGAGGCACUGUGUUUGUACCUGGACGUGUGUGAAAUAGAACAGGGAUGCGCCUGUCUGUCCAGAGCAGAAAGAGUGUGACUGCAUCAGAAGACUUUGGUUCAGGAGCAACAGAAAGAGGAAACGAGCUGGUUCCUGCUGCCACUGAUGAGCAUCCACUUCAGACCUGACACUUUUCCUCUCAUCAGCAGCGUUUUUUACCGUCAGGAGGAAGAAAUGCCCCCUUUAGUUGGAGCGGAGUUGGUCCAGACACCAGUGCAGCUCUACCGGUACCUGCUGAGAUGCUGCAGGGUGUUGCCGUCCUCAGCCAUGCAGCAGCACUACCGUCACGCCAUCAGACAGGGUUUCAACAGCCACUCGGAUGAAGAUGAUCCAGAGAGGAUACAGAUGAUCAUUGAGAGGGCCAUCGCUGAUGCAGACUGGGUUCUGCACAAAUAUACCAAGAAGUGAGCUUCAUCAGCAGGAGGAUGGUCUAGAGGUGGCUGCAUCUGAAGUCAGGAUUUAGUCUUUCUGUUGUAACCAUUACAUGAUAGCGACAAAACACUUCAGAGGUAAAGGGACUGUUGCUUCUGUAAAUACCUGCUGUAAAUAGCUAAAUAAAUGAUCUGUCAUAA